Messenger RNA from Pristis pectinata (smalltooth sawfish), 3185 nucleotides. Its product is annotated as SKI family transcriptional corepressor 1 homolog-B-like. The transcript is spliced from 10 exons. Bases 393 to 2705 code for a protein of 770 amino acids. The record is from RefSeq and is a predicted model, not a curated record. Gene Ontology annotation, molecular function: SMAD binding; DNA-binding transcription factor activity, RNA polymerase II-specific; RNA polymerase II cis-regulatory region sequence-specific DNA binding. Gene Ontology annotation, biological process: negative regulation of transcription by RNA polymerase II; negative regulation of BMP signaling pathway. Gene Ontology annotation, cellular component: transcription regulator complex; nucleus. NCBI's taxonomy places the organism in Eukaryota, Metazoa, Chordata, Chondrichthyes, Rhinopristiformes, Pristidae.
CAUUAAGGAGAAGGGACAAUUUGGGGACAUGGAUUUGCCAGACCUUCCUUGAAGUAAGCAAUAGCUCUGCACCCCACCCCCACCCCUUCCCAGGGAGAGAGGGAGAGAGAGAGAGAGAGAGAGAGAGAGAGAGAGAGAGAGAGAGGAGAACGAGGGGUAUAGAGAUUACAUACUGCGGGACAGGAGUUCCGGAGCCCCCGGCCGCUUUGUAAAAAGGACCAGGGCUGUGGUUACGAACACCGUCGCCUCAUGUCUCCCCAGAAGGAACUUUUAAUUUCUGAAUAUUGGAACACUACAUUGCGUUCGGAUUGAACACACAUAUCGGAAUCACCCUGUCCUUCAAUACACGGCUCUUCUUCAAACCUGGAGUAAAGCAGGGCAGAUACUCCGGAAUGGAGAAGAUUUCUAGCCAGUUGUCAGUAGUAAACGACACCGCCUCUUCUCCAACCUCUAAACAGGAACUGCAACCUUACAGCCAGCCUGACCAUCCCGGCUCCGGCAACCUGAAGACCAACUCUGUCGGAGAGGCUGUCCUGUACGGGCUUCCCAUUGUAUCUCUGGUGAUUGACGGUCAGGAGAGACUGUGUCUGGCCCAGAUCUCCAACACGCUGCUGAAGAACUACAGCUACAACGAGAUCCACAACAGAAGAGUGGCUCUGGGGAUCACCUGCGUCCAGUGCACACCCGUGCAGCUGGAGAUCUUGCGCCGAGCCGGGGCGAUGCCGAUCUCCUCUAGAAGAUGCGGCAUGAUCACCAAACGGGAGGCGGAAAGGCUCUGCAAGUCUUUCCUAGGGGAGCACACGCCUCCCAAACUACCCGAGAACUUUGCUUUCGAUGUAUCCCACGCGUGUGCCUGGGGUUGUCGCGGUAACUUCAUCCCAGCGAGGUAUAACAGCUCUCGAGCCAAGUGCAUUAAAUGCAGUUAUUGCAAUAUGUACUUUUCUCCAAAUAAAUUCAUCUUCCAUUCUCACAGAGUCCCGGAUGCUAAGUAUACCCAACCAGACGCAGCUAACUUCAACUCCUGGCGGAGACACCUCAAACUUACAGACAAGGCACCGAGUGACUACUUGGCGCAUGCUUGGGAGGAUGUCAAGGCAAUGUUCAAUGGGGGAAGUCGCAAAAGGACCCUCCCGAACCCCGGAUCCGGAGGGUCGCCUGCCCUGAAGGCCCACGGACCCAGCGCCAUCCCGCCGAGGAGUUCGGAAAUUCCUCAUAAAGCCAUGAGGUGCGAGGAGGAAGGAAGAGGUUUGAACCUCGGGAACAACGUUAGGAGUUACCCCGUCAUUCCGGUGCCCAGCAAGGGUUUCGGCAUGUUGCAGAAGAUCCCACCUCCCAUGUUCCCGCAUCCCUACGGAUUCCCAACUUUUGGCUUGUGCCAGAAGAAAGACGACGCCAAUGUAAUGGGAGAGAAGGCGCAGGGGAGUCUCCCUGGGAUGUUCUGGUCGGGUAACAAGGACACUGUCUACCCCUCCUUCCCCAUGUUCUGGCCGGCGGCCGGCACUCUGCCCGUGCCUCCAUACCCACAGGCUCAGACUAAAGUCACCGACAACCCAAACGGUCGGCAGAACGAGAUCGACGCGUCGGAGCAAAGUGACCGAAGUAGCAAUACACCCAAGGACAGCCUUGCGGACAGCGAGAGGUGUUCGAGCACCCACUCCAGGAACGAGGAGGAGAGGUCGGGAGAUGAGGCCAGGUCCAUAGAAGGAGUUUCCCUAACACCACGGAAACUCAACUACAUCUCAGCCUUCCGGCCGGUGGUGAAAGACGCGGAGAGCAUCGCCAAACUCUAUGGCAACAGGGAAGUGUAUAACGGCGCCAGGCCUGGUUACAUGUCCCCGGAUUUUAUGAGCGAGACCUCGAGCUACAGGUCGGUGUCCCCGGACAUGGACAGCGGCGGAGAAGAGCCGGAGGUGGACGUGGAGUCGAACCGAUGUCCAGAGGAUGAAGCUUCGCCAACUGUCCAAGAGACAGAAAUUCCACUCCAGGAAACUCCCACUAACCCAGAACCCGCUCACGACAUGUCCCAUACAGAGGCCCUGGGAACGCCUUAUACCGAUCAAGGAUCUGAAGAUUCCAGACACGUCGAACAAAGUGUGGAAGAGAAAAGCCACGAGGUGUUCCCGCACGAACAGGAGGGUCACUUGCACAACGUGAAAAAUCCUGCCACGGUGGCUCUCGCUCCCAUUUACAUCUGCAGCACAGACGCAGCCGAGCAAGUUAAGGAAGACAAUCAGUGCUCGGCGGAGGACUCGGAGUCCAGGAAGUCCUUACAGGAGCAGGGCAGCGUCUCCCAGGAAACCUCUGGCAGUACCGAGCGGGGUGAAGAUGGGAUUACACUGGAGAGCUCGCCAACACAACUGGUGGAAAAAGACAUCGAAAAUAUGGGCAAAGAGGAACUUCAAAAACUACUCUUGGAACAAAUGGAUCUUAGGAAGAAAUUAGAGCGGGAAUUUCAGAGCUUGAAAGAUAGUUUUCAGGAUCAAAUGAAGAGGGAAUUGGCUUACAGAGAGGAAAUGGUUCAACAACUCCAAAUCGUUCGAGACACGCUCUGUAAUGAGCUGGAUCAGGAGAGAAAGGCGCGGUACGCGAUUCAGCAGAAACUGAAAGAAGCGCACGACGCUCUUCACCAUUUCUCCUGCAAGAUGCUGACCCCAAGACACUGCACUGGAAACUGUUCCUUCAAAUCUCCUCUGCUCCCGCAGUGACACAGCAGCCGUUUACACACCGAUUAAAGCGACGUUAUAAUAUAAUAUCAUAAGUACUGUAAAUAAUAAAGAAGUUUUUAAUAUAAAGGUGCAAACCAGGACACAUAGAAGCUGAGGGUACGCACACCACCGACAUCCGAGAGAGGCGCAGGGUAUCUGUACCUGUCGAUGGAGAUUGUGAAUAUAAAUCCAAGGACUCUGGGCACGAAAUUUUCUAUAUAAAGAAUGAAUCGAUGACCUCGGGGUCACCGUCACACACUCAACCUGUUUGGCUUUUAAUGUCCACUUAUUUUAAAAAAUAUUGUUCAUAAGGAAUAAGUGGUUAUGUGCAAUUUAUCUUUAUGUAAUGUGAUUUCGUUCGUAAAGUAUUUAAUGGUUGUAAUUUAUUGAUUUAUUUAUUAUUUAUUUGCGUUUCUCUUCCCAAAAUCUAUGGGAAAAACAAAACUAUCUUUGUAUAUUGUCGAUGUUAUUACAAGAGCA